UUAUGUCAAAUCAAAUGGUAAAUGUCAAAAGUUCAUAAUUUUUUAUUUGUUUUGCUCGGCUUUGUAAUGUGUUUGUAAUCUUGAAACAAAACCAAAAAGCAGCGUAUUUGUAUUUUUACAUUUUGAGCAUUUAAAGACAUGAGUCAGCCAAGAUCGAGGGCAAGCAGAGCGGCGGAGGAAGCAGACGCGGACCCAGACCUCGGGGAGGCAAUCAACGAGUGCGCGCGGUUUCUGAUAUGCCGCGAAGGAAGCAAAAUACCCAUAAAAAGGGCUGAAAUCCAAAAAUUCCUUGCACCAAACUUCCAAAUACCUUCGAACCGUAUUAACGUAGUUAUUAGCGAAGCAAACAAACUUAUAAGAAAGGUGUAUGGCUGCAAACUAGUGCAAGUGGAAGCGAAGAGUGGCGUGCAGUUCAUAGUGGUGCUGGCGGAGGAGACUGAGUCGCUGCCGGACACAAGCAGCGACCCGGUGUUGCAUAGGAUGCUUGUGGCCGCACUCACACACCUGUUCAUGAGCGGGGGACGUGUUACUGAAGAGGCGAUGUGGGAUUUCCUGGACGAGGCCGGGCUGAUGGAGGAGGCUGACCACGCGGGAAGGAAGGACUUCAUCACCACAUUCACCAAGCAAUUGUACUUGUCUUAUUUCAAGGUAGGUGAAGGGGACCUGACUCGCCACGUCUUCGAGUGGGGACAGCGAGCCAUUGAAGAAGUGCCGCCUAUUCACCUGCUUACCAAGAUGUCUCAGGCGUUCGAGCGGGAGCCCGUGUACUGGCGAGAGCAGCACACCGCCGCCACGGGAGACAACGGGAUAGAAGACCGCACCGCAGAAAACUGACACUGACACAUACAUCCUAAUCCUAACUAAUAUUAUAAAUAUAGAAAGUAAGGU
This is a messenger RNA of Plutella xylostella (diamondback moth), 888 nucleotides long. Its product is annotated as non-structural maintenance of chromosomes element 3 homolog. The record is from RefSeq and is a predicted model, not a curated record. NCBI's taxonomy places the organism in Eukaryota, Metazoa, Arthropoda, Insecta, Lepidoptera, Plutellidae. Gene Ontology annotation, cellular component: nucleus.